Parnassius mnemosyne (clouded apollo) is the source of this 384-nucleotide messenger RNA. The record is from the annotation of a GenBank genome assembly. NCBI's taxonomy places the organism in Eukaryota, Metazoa, Arthropoda, Insecta, Lepidoptera, Papilionidae.
AUGGCGAAUCGCGAAGUGGAUACAGGUCGAGUUAUCGAUGAGGUACGCCUGAGGAAGAAAUUGUGGGAUGCAUCCGAUCCACUCUACAAAAAUAAAGAUAUAAGAAACAAAGCCUGGGAGGAUUUUGUGGACACAUUGUUCGAAAAUAUUUCAGGAGAAGAAAAACAAAACCUUGGUUUGUUUACUUUCUUAUUUUAUUAUCUGAAUACCUACACUACAGGACAAAGCCUUUUCAAGUUAAAAUAUAUACGAAUCUUGCCAGGGUACGCUUCCAAUUGGGCUCACAAUGUACUCAGCAAAAUGUUCUCGCACAGCGUGUCCAGACCUGUUUGUAGGAAAACUGGUUCAACAAAGGUGGAAAACAGCCCGGGAUGCGUUUUUUAG